UUGUGAUUAUGUAUAAAUAUUAGAAAAAAGUAUCCGUAAAUUGUCAGGAAAAAUAAUUUCUUCUAUGGGACACCGGUGUUUCAAUCGUCCUUAAAGGGUUAAACGUCAAGCAUCGCCGGCAGCGCAACGGCGCAAGCCUCUUGUGAAAAAAAUGCCUCGUUCUCGGUCCAGAUCUCGUUCAUAUUCACGCUCUUUGAGUCAUUCACAUAGAGACAGGAAGUAUUCCCGGAGCCAUAAGUCAUCCAGGUACAAAUCAACUCGAAAAUCCCACGAGAGGGAUCACAGUAGCAAGUCUCGGAGCAGGCAUUCAAAACACUACAGUCACAGUCGGCGAAGGCAUUCAUCCUCCAGGUCAAGGUCCAAUAGCAGAAGCUCAAGAGAUUCUUCUAGAUCCAGCAGCAGUCGAUCUUCGACCCAUUCUGUGGAAAAGCCCUCAAAGGCUGGUAAAGAGGCUCCUGCUUCGCCUGCAGUGGAAAAAGUUCCCAAUUUUGCGUCUGUUGACCAAUUGGGCAGCAAUGUAUCAGCAAAAGUAUUCCAGGAUCUCAAUGAGGACACUUUUACGGCUAAAUCAUUCACAUCUUCAGCGUCUGGAGCUAAAAAAGCCCCUGCUGCUUCCAGUAGCAUUGUAUUUGACAUAACCUCAACUCCCAAAUUGCAAGUGCAGAAAACUCCUGCAGCUGAGGCGACUCCUGUUGAGGACUCAAUUUUUCACCAAAAUCUUUAUGGAAAUGAUGCUGCAAGGAUGGAGAAAUGGGUCAAGAAACUCUAUGCUUUCCGGCAAAGGCUUGCAGCAUCAAUGUGAGAAUAAAUUUCUCAUCCGGAAGCUUCAUAUUAGACUCUAAAGAUCCUAAAUAUGUAUCUAACAAAUCUCUUUUAUUGCAUAUAAACUAGUACUGAGGACAAUCUCAGAAAAUAUC
Messenger RNA from Phlebotomus papatasi, 917 nucleotides. RefSeq lists its product as uncharacterized. Lineage: Eukaryota; Metazoa; Arthropoda; Insecta; Diptera; Psychodidae. The record is from RefSeq and is a predicted model, not a curated record. The transcript is spliced from 2 exons. The coding region runs from base 152 to 802 and encodes 216 amino acids.